This is a messenger RNA of Prunus avium (sweet cherry), 624 nucleotides long. Lineage: Eukaryota; Viridiplantae; Streptophyta; Magnoliopsida; Rosales; Rosaceae. The record is from RefSeq and is a predicted model, not a curated record.
CAGCCCAAAGAGGAAAAGGCAUAUUCUGUGUGAAAUAAUAGGUUUUAUAUUACUCUGUGUUCAAGCCCAUCUCCCAGAAUUAAGGCCACCCCCUUGCAAGAUUAUGUCCCAUGAGUACUGUCCUGAGGCAAAGGGGUACAAGGCUCUGAUAUUCUUUGCUGCAAUAUAUCUGGUGGCCUUAGGAAGUGGUUGUCUAAAACCAAACAUAAUCUCUCAUGGGGCUGACCAAUUCAGGAGGGAUGAUUCCAAGCAAUCCAAGAAGUUAUCGUCUUACUUCAAUUGCGCCUACUUCGCCUUCUGCAUCGGAGAACUUAUUGCAUUGACUGUUCUUGUUUGGGUCCAAACACACUCUGGAAUGGAUGUUGGCUUUGGAGUGUCUGCAGCUGCCAUGGCAAUGGGAUUAAUUUGCUUGACUUUCGGUACACCUCUCUACAGGAACAAGCCCCCUCGCGGAAGUAUUUUCACUCCAAUUGCUCAGGUCUUUGUUGCUGCGUUUACAAAGAGAAAGCAAAUCUGUCCUUCCAAUACAGAAAUGCUUCAUGGAAACCAAAACAAUGUGCCAAACCACCUCUUCGUUCCAAUGUCGCCUAACAUCAGCCCUCUCCUCCAUACUGAAAAGUUCAG